CCCCAAGAAACACAUUUUGGAAGCUAAGUUUGCUGGGUAUGCAUUCCUCUACGUAGCUUUUCAGUCAUGCUCCUCAGAGGCUUCCAGUUCCACAUGCUGCAUGAGCCAGUAAGAAUAUACAUCUCAGCUUUGUGCCUGCUUCUAGACUGAGGAUGAGGUGGGUGGUGAGGUGCAAGAGACAGGUAACAUGUGGUAACCCUUACAUGGGUAACUGGUUGAUAAGAUCACACUAAAGCAUAAGGACCAGUCAGAAAAUAUAUGCCAGCACAUACUGAGGUGUAUUGUGUAUGGUGUGAAGAAUGAAGGGAUUUACCCAAAGGAGAGUUCUAGAAGAGUGGUCAAGAAGUGCUUCAUGGAGGAGGGAGGAACUGAUCUGGGCACUAAAGGGUGGGUUGUAUUGAAGCAGGAAGGAAACAUUCCAGUCAGAAGGGGCAUAGGUAGUAGUGUGGAUCAUAGUGUCUGGCAUAUGUGUGCUCCAUAAAUUACUUUGAAUUAUUCCAUGAUGUGAGGAACUGGAUGUGAUUUACAUGGAGGCUAUAUUAUUAAGUAAUAGUAAUAAGUUUGGAUGUAUAGAAUAGUAAGUAGGCCUUGAUUGUAUAGACCUUGAAAAUCAGGAGUGAAAAAUCAAAACCUGUUAAAAGUUCAAGAAGGUCACAUAAUAAAGGAGGUUUAAUCUGGAAGUGGUAAGAAGGUUGGAUUAGGUACAGACUAUCUAAACAGUGGUGGUAAUAAUCUGUGUCUUUGUUAGCCAGGAAUACGAUGGUGCCCAAAAGACUUACGUGCAAUCACAGUACACAAGAGAGUUCAAAGGGCUAUGGAGAUGGAGAGAAAUGAUUUAUGACCACCCCAGGAUUUAAGAUGGCCAAUUCAGAGAAAUGCUGUGCCUUUACCAGAGAUUGGCAUGUUAUCUCAUUUUACGACGGAUAAGGUUAAAUUUUGAAACUUGAGGAGAGUGGCAUUACAAAACCUGGAUUUGAAUCCCAGAACCUCACUUAAUGACCAGUUUCCGGCAGGCAUGGCAUUUGACCUUUCUUAGCUUUUAUUGACUACCACAUGCAGAUAUCCCACAAGGAUUAAAUGGAGUAAUGUGCUGGAGGAGACUUUUUGAAGUAUUCCAGGGAAUCUGUUUGUGAAAGGAUGAUAAGAUAUACAAGUUUCAAAUAUUUUACUGGAGUACAAGUGAGUGAGAAGGCAGAAUUUAGUUGUAUUCAUUUUCCUAGAACUGCUAAAACAAAUUACCACAUCUUACCACUGGGUGGCUUAAAACAACAGAAAUUUAUUCUCACAGCUCUGGAGGCCAGAAGUCUGAAGACCACGGGAAUUAAAUUGCCUUCAUCAGUAUUUGCAUCAGAGUUUGAGGAAGAUGUUGGAUUGUUGAAUAAAGCAGCUCCUGUUUCAGGACCUCGGCUGGAUUUUGAUCCUGACAUUGUUGCAGCCCUUGAUGAUGAUUUUGACUUUGAUAAUCCAGAUAAUCUGCUUGAAGAUGAUUUUAUUCUUCAGGCCAAUAAGCCAACAGAAGAAAAUGGAAUAGAUACACAGCUUAGGAAAUCUGAGGCCGAAGAUGACAGUGAGUGGGAAGACAUGGAUGAUGAGAAGGAAAGAGGUGGUGAUGACGAUAACUAUGGCUCUGUGGGCUCAUCAGAUGAGACCAUGUCUAUCUCUGGAAAACCUCCUGGGACUGUAGAAAAUCACUUAUUCUGGGAAGAGGAAACAAAAAGCCGCUUUACUGAGUAUUCUAUAACAUCUUCAGUCAUGAGGAGAAAUGAACAGCUGACUCUUCAUGAUGAGAGAUUUGAGAAGUUUUAUGAGCAAUAUGAUGAUGAUGAAAUUGGAGCUCUGGAUAAUGCUGAAUUGGAAGGUUGCAUUCAAGUAGACAGCAAUCGCUUAGAGGAAGUCUUGAAUGACUACUACAAAGAGAAGGCAGAGAAUUGUGUAAAACUGAAUACUCUUGAACCCUUCGAGGAUCAGGACUUGCUAAUGAAUGAACUUGAUGGAUCUGAGGAGGAAGAGGUUAUUACUGUAGUUCUUGAAGAAGCCAAAGAGAAGUGGGAUUGUGAAUCUAUUUGUAGUACAUACUCAAAUUUAUAUAACCAUCCACAACUUAUCAAGUAUCAACCAAAGCCCAAACAAAUCCGAAUAUCUUCUAAAACAGGAAUACCUCUCAAUGUCUUACCUAAGAAAGGACUCACAGCAAAACAAGUUGAACGAAUGCAGAUGAUUAAUGGCAGUGAUCUGCCAAAGGUGUCAACCCAACCUCGAUCUAAAAAUGAAAGCAAAGAAGAUAAAAAAGCAAGGAAGCAAGCUAUAAAAGAAGAGCGCAAGGAGCGGAGAGUGGAGAAGAAAGCUAACAAAUUAGCCUUCAAACUGGAAAAAAGAAGGCAGGAAAAGGAGCUCUUAAACUUGAAGAAGAAUGUUGAGAGGCUAAAACUAUGACAGUAGAACAUUUGGGAUAAGGUGCAUUCGCCCGCUGGGGCUCCUCGUUAUGUUCAGUAUUGAACAAGGAUCUUCAAAGAGAUAAAAUUACUUAAUCUGCCAUUUUUACUGGCAGGUAUUUAUACCACCAGGUUUUCUCUGCCAUCUGUCUUGUAAAUAUUGUAGCACUUUAAAACUUAAUAUUAGAAGCUUAGAAUUUGCUCUGAAAUAAAUGAUUUCACAAAUGUGAAAUGUUUGGAUGAGUUUAAGGAAAACAUCUUCAUAACAUAAAUGGAAUUGGUGUAUUCUUCAUUUAUUUGUGUGAUUGUCCCAGCUGUCUUUUGCAGAUGUUCUCAAAUAGUUCUUUGAAACCUUUCCACUCCUUUUCAGGAGUUAAGUGGUUUUAAUUUGCUGUAUGUAGAAAAGUGACCCCAUUAAACUCCAUUUUGAAAUUCUGAGUGGUUUAACAGUUUUCCUGAGGAGAUUCCACUGGUAGGAAAUAAGUUUCCCCCUGCUGUAUGCAAAGGGCUGUUUCAAAAGGAUGGUAAAAAUGAGUAUUAGGAUUGUUGGGACUCAAUUACUGGAUGACUUACUUUUGGAUUUUAGGAAGAGCGAAGACAGGAAGCAGAAGCAGAAAUCAAGAAAAUGUCCUUGGCUUCAGUGAGUACCUGGCUCAAAAUCAGAAAUAUUUACUUCAGUUUAAACUAGAAAGUUUGUCUUUUCAACAUUAUUUAAUGCUUGGAACCAUUCAUAUUUGAUUAAAAGAUGUAGUUGAAA
This is a messenger RNA of Lontra canadensis (Northern American river otter), 3189 nucleotides long. It is a transcript of the gene LTV1, whose product is annotated as LTV1 ribosome biogenesis factor. The coding region runs from base 1138 to 2433 and encodes 431 amino acids. The transcript is spliced from 9 exons. Gene Ontology annotation, cellular component: nucleus; preribosome, small subunit precursor; cytosol. The record is from RefSeq and is a predicted model, not a curated record. NCBI's taxonomy places the organism in Eukaryota, Metazoa, Chordata, Mammalia, Carnivora, Mustelidae. Gene Ontology annotation, biological process: ribosomal small subunit biogenesis; ribosomal small subunit export from nucleus.